Lichtheimia ornata is the source of this 1539-nucleotide messenger RNA. RefSeq lists its product as uncharacterized. Gene Ontology annotation, molecular function: heme binding; oxidoreductase activity, acting on paired donors, with incorporation or reduction of molecular oxygen; iron ion binding. The record is from RefSeq and is a predicted model, not a curated record. Lineage: Eukaryota; Fungi; Mucoromycota; Mucoromycetes; Mucorales; Lichtheimiaceae. The coding region runs from base 1 to 1539 and encodes 512 amino acids. The transcript is spliced from 8 exons.
AUGUCAUGGCAGCGGAUACCUAUGUUGCUGACAACAUCACUGCUCGUUGCUGUCUUCAUCGAUCGCUACGUUCUCAAGCCGCCACGCAAACUUAGACACAUUCCCUACAUUGACUUUAUUCGAUACAUCAAGGCUGUAAUGUUGGAACGAAAGUCAAGAGAGGAGAUUGGCAAGCUGAUCAAUUUACGUGCUUUGAAGCAAUCUUCAAAUGGGUUGUUCGUGGGAUACGACGAGUAUGGGUGGGGUGUCCAUGUGUCCAUGCCGAAUCACAUGCGUCAAGUUCUCACGCAACAAGAUCAGUUCCCUAAAGCAGACGUGAUAAAUAUGCGUAAAGGUACAUUGUUUGGGCGAAUUGGAUUUGGUCCAAAUGUAUUUAUGGUAAAUGGCAAUCAAUGGAAACUGCAGCGAAGGAUCACUAAUCCAGCCUUUCACCGGUCGUUGCCCGUUAACAUAUGCGGUCGUCUAUCCGAAGACCUUUUCAACAUUGUGAUGGGAAAAGGGGGCGUGUUUAAUAUCCACAACUUAACGGAGCGUUUCACUUUGGACGUACUUGGGCAGGGGAUUUUGGGUGUCGACUUUUGUGCUAUUCAGGAUGGCGACAGCUAUUGGCACAACACGUAUAUCCAUAUUAUGAAAGCCGCAACCGAUCCUUUCUUUUUCGUAUUUCCUGUGCUUGACAAACAGCUUCGUUUUCUUUUUCCUUCACGGGUUCGUGAUCACCAACUGGUGACUGAUUUUCUCGGUCGCAUUCAAUUACUUGCUGAUGAAAAGCGAGCAACAUUGGAUAAACAGCAGCCACAUGACGAUACAGUCCCUGACCAUGAAAAGGACAUGCUGACUUUAUUAGUAGAAAGAGAAAAUGAGCAAGGAUUAAGACUGAGCAAUGAAGAGAUGCUGAAUAAUCUCACUGCCUUUUUCAUUGCUGGCCACGAUAAUAUAAGCAAUGCAAUUGCUCGCUCAGUGUACUUUAUGGCCACACAUAUGCAAGUACAAACAAAGGCGAGGCAACAAGUCAUCCGUAUUCUGGGAGAUGACCCUGCUCAUAAGGAUAUACGUCCCACAGCUGCCCAACUUCAAGAGAUGGAUUAUCUUACUGCAAUCAUCAAUGAGACGCUGCGCAUGAGCAUGUCGGUGACCAACGCCGUUCCUCGUGUUGCUGCACAAGACACGUACAUUGAUGGCGUCUUUAUCCCAAAAGGAACAACCAUCGCCAUCAACCUUUAUGAAGCUCAUCACAAUCCUCGUGUGUGGAAUGACCCUGAAGCAUUCAGGCCAGAGAGGUUUGAACCUGGGGACGAAUACGAUAAACUCAAGGCACAGGGUGAUGGGACAGCGUUUAUUGCCUUCGGGAUUGGACCACGAUUAUGCGUCGGUCAAAAUUUAGCACUCGCUGAGCUGCGUGUGUUUUUAGCAAUGCUGCUUCGCAGAUAUGAAUGGUCACUUACUAAGGAUUCGAUUCACAAGGAUGGAAUCGUAGUGGAAGGGAUGGGCUUUUGUACACCUGUCAAACUUGAUUUGGAGUUUAUUAGUCGCCAUUAA